This is a messenger RNA of Pogoniulus pusillus (Red-fronted tinkerbird), 1873 nucleotides long. RefSeq names its product ankyrin repeat domain 42 (gene ANKRD42). Gene Ontology annotation, molecular function: protein binding. The record is from RefSeq and is a predicted model, not a curated record. The transcript is spliced from 13 exons. The coding region runs from base 224 to 1627 and encodes 467 amino acids. Lineage: Eukaryota; Metazoa; Chordata; Aves; Piciformes; Lybiidae.
GAGGCAGGUUCAGGCGAGCCGCGCCGCUUCUGCUGUGCGGGCUGCCGCGCCGACGGCCGCCGCGCCGCCUCCCUCUCCGGACGGUGGAGAAGCAGAGGCAUGAAUACCUCGAGACCUACAUUUUCAUGCUUGCUUGACUUGCAAAGCAGUAGCCUACCUCUUCAAGUCUUCUCCUAACAGCGUGAAAUCUGGUCAAACAUUGUUGGUGCAUUUUGGUACUGGAAUGAUGACUACUCCAGAAGCUGUCAAGAAGACACAGAACUAUGCUAGUGUGCAUGAGGCAGUGAGAGCUGGAGAUGUAGAACAACUUGCAGCCAUGAUACGAAGUGGAGCUGGCAUUAACGAGGUGGAUUUAGUCCACAAUUUCACACCUUUGCACUGUGCUGCACACUCUGGCAGUCUGGAGUGCCUUCACUGGUUGCUCUGGCAUGGAGCUGAUGUAACACAGGUAACUGGCAGAGGCUGGACAGCAGCUCACCUUGCGGCCAUCCGAGGUCAGGAUGCUUGCAUGCAGAACCUGAAUGUUUCAGACAUGUAUGACUGGAAACCUGUUCAUUAUGCUGCUUUCCAUGGUCGCUUGGGGUGUUUGCAGCUUCUUGUUAGAUGGGGAGCAUGUAUAGAUGAUGUGGAUAACAAUGGAAACCUUCCAGCUCACCUGGCAGCAGUAGAAGGACAUUUGCCUUGCUUUAAAUUCUUGGUCAGUAAAAUGGCCAGUGUUGUGCAUGCAUUGGAAGCCAGGAAUGACCAAGGAGAGACUCCAAGGGACUUGGCCGAGCGAUUCUAUAAAGAUAAUAUUCUGCAAUAUAUUGAUGGUGUGGAAAAAGAGGGGAAGCAUCCAGAGACACAGGAUGUUUUAGCUUUCCCAGCUCAUGGUGCUGCUUUCAAAGGGGACUUGUUAAUGCUUAGAAGAUUAGUGAGAAGUGGAGUAAUCAAUAUCAAUGAGCGGGAUGAUAAGGGAUCCACUCUCAUGCACAAAGCUGCUGCGCAGGGGCAUGUCCAUUGCUUGCAGUGGUUGAUUGAAAUGGGAGCUGACUGUGAUAUUAAAAAUGAUGCUGGAGAGACUCCAAAGGAUGUAGCCAAGAGGUUUGCCCAAGGGGCAGCUGUGGAUCUUUUGACACAAAUAACUGGAGACAGUAACCCUAGUGAUGAAGAGCUAGAUGCAAGCAAUGACAAGUUUUUUGAAAGACAUGGUGUGGAAGGGAGCACAGAUAGAAAAGAAGAUUUAACCCUGGACAAAGAGCAGAAGAAGAACGCACGCAUAAGGGCCUAUCGCAAGAUUCAAGAGCUUCAGCAUCUUCUAGAAAUUGCCUACAGCAACUACAGGCAGCUGGGAGGAAUAACUGAGGAGAAGAAGAAGAUGAAAAAAGAGGAAAGGGAGGUUGAGAGGGCUGUGAGGGAGCUGGAGGCCCAGCUGGAACAUGAGCGUGUCAGGCGGGAGAAGCUGGAGAGCCAGCUGGAUGGCUGCCGUGCUGAGAUAAACCACCUUCGAAAGAGCCUGGAGAAAACCUGCAUGCCCACCUCUCUCCCCGUGGAAGCUGAGACCAUCUCCAAGCCUUGCAAAGAGAAGAAGAAAGUAAAGAAGAAACCAGCCUUCAGCCCUGGAGGAGUGUUUGUGAGACUGCGCUGAAGGAUGAACUUCAGAGGAGGGUGCAAAGGAGAAAGAGAAAAGAUGUUACAAAUUGAGAAACCUGCUGACCAAAUUCAUCAGCCAUGUAAGUGUUACCAUCCCAUGUAUGCUAUUAUUCUUCUACAUUUUUUCCUCCUCAUGGGGCAAUUUAUGCUUGAUCAAAUAUCUUAAACUGGUGUGUUCCAUCUGUAUAAUCAUAUAUAAUCUGUUGGGAAUUUUGGUCAGAAUAAAGAGAUUAUUUUGUAA